Molecule: messenger RNA, 6028 nt
Organism: Notechis scutatus (mainland tiger snake)
Lineage: Eukaryota; Metazoa; Chordata; Lepidosauria; Squamata; Elapidae
Gene: AXIN2
Product: axin 2
Biological process (GO): positive regulation of proteasomal ubiquitin-dependent protein catabolic process; positive regulation of protein kinase activity; regulation of centromeric sister chromatid cohesion
Cellular component (GO): plasma membrane; beta-catenin destruction complex; nucleus
Molecular function (GO): I-SMAD binding; protein kinase binding; ubiquitin protein ligase binding
Source: RefSeq, a predicted model, not a curated record
GUGUGUAAUUCCUUCGCCCCUCUCCCCCCCUUUUUCUCCGUUGCUUUGAUGUUUUCUUGGCUGGAGCUUUGAAGUUGUUCGGAGAAGCUGUUUGCGCGUUCGUUAUGAGUAAGCAGACCUAGGGGGGGGAAAGAGGGAGCGCUGGGUUUGGACGAACCACAGCAGCCACUGAGCUCUCUCUCUGUGUGUGUGUGUGUGUGUGAGAGAGAGAGAGAGAGAGAGAGAGAGAGAGAGUUUAAGGGGGAGGCAUCUGCUGGGGAAGGAAUGGGUCUUUUCACAGACCCCCCCCCCUUCCCUCAUAAACAUCCCGGUAAAGUAGGGAGGAGUUUUUGCCUUUGUUUUCCAGCAAUGUUUUGUGACUUGGAAAGGAGGUAGAGACCCAGGGAUGGCUUCGGUUGGUAGGUAGGCGAAGGAUGCCUUGGCUGCCAGUCCCUCCUCCCGCACCUCUUCGCGUACACCCCUCCCACUUCUGUCAGCACCCUCGAUGAACUCCAAAGAGGCGCAGCGUGCUGACUUUGGGGUCAGUUGUUACACAGGAUUUGGAGAAGGCGGCCGGGGAAGGUUUUCCUGUUCUCUCGUUCCUUUCUCUCUCUCUCUCUCUCCCCUUCUCUUUCUCUCUCUCUCUCUUCCCCCCCUCCCCAGUUCCUGAGAUAUCUCAGCAGAUCUGCUUACAUUCCCCCCCCCCUUUCCCAUCAGUCGCCAUUUCUGGAUAUUUUUCUCUCUUUCAUGCUUCCCUCCCUCUGCGGGAUGGUUCUCUGCGGGUAUGGGCUGCAGCGUCGCCGUCUUCUCCUCCUCCUCCUCAAAAUCUAUUUAAUUUGCGUUUUAAACAAUCGCCUACGUGCCCACCGCCUCUUUGAUGGAGUGCUUGUCUAAGUGGGGAAAUGCUGGAGGAUUCUAACAGCCUGGUCUGGAAUGUCUGCUCUUGUUCAGAGAGAAGACUCUGAGGAUCCCCUGCUGACUUGAGAAAAGAAAAGAGAGAGAGAGAGAGAGGCGCACAUUGCUGAGGAACUUAAAAAGGGGAGAGAGAGAGAGAGAGAGAAAGCUCUACCCGAAGAAACUCCCGGAGAACCAUGAGCAGCGCGGCAUUGCUGACUCACCUCCCAGACCCCAGCAGCAGCUUCAGGGAAGAUGCCCCACGCCCCCCUGUACCAGGGGAAGAAGGAGAGACACCAUGCCAUCUGGCUGCCAGUUUCUUUGCCCUGAAAAACCAAAGCUUCAAGGCCAUGUCUGUUUCUUCCACACCCAGGAGGAAUGAAGAUGGUCUUGGGGAGCCAGAAGGGAGUGCAUCUCCAGAUUCUCCACUCGCCCGAUGGACCAAAUCCUUGCAUUCUUUACUAGGGGAUCAAGAUGGUGCUUAUCUGUUUCGGACCUUUCUGGAAAGGGAGAAAUGUGUGGAUACCUUAGACUUUUGGUUUGCCUGCAAUGGCUUCAGGCAGAUGGACCUUAAGGAUGCCAAAACUUUAAGAGUCGCCAAAGCUAUCUACAAGAGGUACAUUGAGAAUAAUAGCAUCGUCUCCAAGCAACUCAAGCCUGCCACAAAGACCUACAUACGGGAUACUAUCAAGAAGCAGCAGAUCGAUUCUGUAAUGUUUGAUCAGGCACAGACUGAGAUUCAGACUGUGAUGGAAGAAAAUGCUUACCAGAUGUUUUUGACUUCUGAUGUAUACCUCGAAUAUGUUAGGAGUGGGGGAGAAAAUCCUGCGUACAUGAACAGCAAUGGACUGGGCAGCUUGAAAGUGGAUUGUGGCUACCUCCCUACCUUGAAUGAAGAAGAGGAAUGGAGCUGUGCUGACCUGAAACACAAACUUUUGCCCUCCAUACUUGGACUGUCCAGUAAGACCUUGAGGGCUACGGCCAGCGUCCGAGCUACAGAAACGGUGGAAAAUGGGUUCAGGUCCUUCAAGAGGAAUGACCCAGUUAACCCUUAUCAUGUGAAUUCUGGCUAUGUCUUUGCUCCUGCUACUAGUGCAAACGACAGCGAAAUUUCGAGUGAUGCUCUGACCGACGAUUCUAUGUCAAUGACCGACAGCAGUGUUGAUGGGAUCCCUCCUUACAGAAUCGGGAGCAAGAAGCAUCUCCAGAGGGAAAUGCACCGCAGCGUCAAGGCCAACGGGCAAGUUUCUCUACCUCACUUUCCGAGAACCCACCGGCUCCCCAAGGAAAUGACCCCCGUGGAACCCGCCACCUUUGCGGCCGAGCUCAUCUCUCGGUUGGAAAAGCUCAAGCGAGAACAAGAGACCAUGGAUUGCUUGGAAGAGAGGCUGCAGCAAAUCACAGAGGAUGACGAGAAGGAGAUCUCUGACACGCCUGUCGCUGCUCAGGGCAACCGAGAGCUUGUAGCCGUGCAACAUCCGCAGCACCCCCUCACGCUCCUUCCCACCGGAAGCUACGAAGAUGAUCCUCAGGCCAUUCUGGAUGACCACCUGUCCCGUGUGCUUAAGACUCCCGGGUGUCAGUCUCCCGGCAUGGGACGGCAUAGUCCUCGCGCUCGUUCCCCCGACCGACUCCCGGGGGGCAAGUUCCUCCUAGCCGCCCCGGGCAAGACCACCGUGCCCGCGGCUUGCGCUCUUCUCAGCAAAGGAUUUGUCACCAAGCAGACCACCAAGCAUGUUCACCAUCACUACAUCCACCACCACACCAUCCCCAAAACGAAAGAGCAGAUAGAAGCUGAGGCAGCCCAGCGGGUCCAAUGCUUGUGUAGUGGGGGCAGCGAUUAUUACUGCUAUCCAAAAUGUAGAGGACACGCGAAGGGGGCGGACCUUCCUGUUGCUCAGCUGGAGCCAUUUGGCCUCAGCAGAACUGGGACCCUUCCCAAAAGGAACUGUAAGCUCCAGGAUGGCCUCGUCCUGCCAGGUGGAGAAGGAGGUGGUCUCCCUGCCCCACCAGGCAUACCGCUACCCAGUGGGGAAGCCGAUCGCUCCCAGAACGUCUGGCAGUGGAUGUUGGAGAGUGAAAGACAAUCUAAGCACAAGCCCCAUAGCAUGCAAAGCACGAAGAAGGCCUACAAUUCUGACUCCACCAGAGGUGCAUCUGGGGAGCGUCCGGCCCGCCACCACCAAUGGGGCAACAGCAGCCAUCCACGGGCUGUGCAGCCUGCCCACCCCUUUGUCCAGGAUCCCGCCAUGCCUCCACUGACUCCACCCAACACACUGGCCCAACUGGAGGAAGCUUGCCGCAGGCUAGCCGAGGUGUCCAAGCCACAGAAACAACGAUGUUCAACUUCGAAUCAGCUUAGAGAUCGAAACCACUUGGCUUCGGUACCUGGCGGGAACGGCCCUUUCUGUACCACAAACAUGGCAUCAGAAGAUCACAAAGAACCAAAGAAACUCCCUGUUGUUCACUCCUCCCAGCCUAGUGAGUUGGUUGUCACUUAUUUUUUCUGUGGAGAAGAAAUUCCCUACAGGAGGCUGUUAAAGGCCCCGAGCCUGACACUUGGGCACUUUAAAGAGCAGCUGAGCAAAAAGGGAAAUUAUAGGUAUUACUUCAAAAAAGCAAGUGAUGAGUUUGACUGUGGGGCAGUCUUUGAAGAAAUCUGGGACGAUGAUGCCAUUCUGCCGAUGUACGAAGGCAGAAUUCUCGGAAAAGUUGAGAGAAUUGAUUGACUGGUUCAGAUUGACUGGUUCUGAGUGGCAUAGUCUAUGUGAGCAUAUUUAAGAAGAUAUAAGCUAUGGAUGCUGGCCUUUGGAUGUAAAACCACCAAGCAAAGUUUUUGAAGGAAAGUUGGAACCCAUGAAGAAGCAACAAAAAAAAUACACUGCGGUCUAUGAAGACUUUGCCAAAUCAGGCUUAGCAAAAAAAAAAUAAGAAGAAAAAUAAGAUGUGUCUAGUGAUCUGGAUGCCAAGAUGUUAACAACUUUGAACUAUUUAUUAAAAAUAUGGUCGCUCUAGGUGAUUUGAAGAUGCAGAUGAUGUUCUGAGAGACUUGCAUAUAGAAAUAUAUGACUUCCUAACGAUCCUGUACUUAAUGAUUUAGAAACUGUGUAUAGCUUACCUUAUAAUAAUCCUUAUUGAUAUUUAUUGAACAUUCUAGGGGUUGUUUUUUUCCCUUUAAAUCCAUUUUAUGGAUAUGCUGCUUUAAAAGACGGAGAAAAGAAGGGAUGUGAUGUAAAGAAAAAGGGGUGUUUUAUAUUUUAUUUUUUACAUUGUUUCCACGAUCGAAAUAAAUGUGUCCUUUACUGAAAUGUGCAUUGGGUUCUGCCACCUUAAAACCAACUGGAAUUGUGCGAUCUUCAGUGGUUUUAUUUCUCUGGAAAAGGCAUGAGAAAGGAAAAGAUAAAUCCAUUCUUCAAAGAAGAAUAUUUUGAUCAACAAUGCUCUAGUUUUUGUGCAGGGUAAACAUUCCCAAUUGCCUAAAACAAUCUCUAGGACAGUGGUUCUCAACCUGUGGUCCACAGAUCCCUGGAGGGCUUCGAUGUUAUCAAAUGGGGACGGGGGGAGGAGGAGGAGGCAGGGAAUCUGUGAAGGCUUGAAGAAAUGUUAUGAUUUAAAACUUGAGUUUUAAAGUCUUGGUGCUCCAUGGCUACAAAAGGGGUCCUUGGUGAAGAAAAGAUUGAGAAUCACUGCUCUAGGAAAUCAGGAGCACUUCGUAGAUCUUCACGCUCUUUCCCUCACGCUCUUUUCCCCGUUCCUAUUUUGGAUUUAAUCAUCCUGCAGAGUAAGCAUUCCCUCCUCUGAGACGACCAAAAUUUCCAAAAUUCCAGAAGCCAACAUAGCGAAAGAGCUGGUGGUUUGGAAACUCUAGAAACCGGAGUCCCAAUGUAACUGGCGAUCACCUGAUUGGACAAAUUUUGAAUUCGAAUACAGUUUGAAAGCUCACCAUGGUUCUAACGGAAUUUCAGAGGCACAAUGGGAAAGGUACUGCUGCUUUUGGGAUGAGUCCCCAAAAAGGAAAAUGGGAAAACCGAAUUCUGAAGGGUGGCAUUAAAAGAUAAAAUAAAAUAAAUGUAAAAGAUUGUGUGCAGGAGAAGGAGACAGACUGCAGGUGUUCAAAAUACAUCUGAUUGCCUAACUACAAACUAGGCUGGAGAAAUUGUACACAGUCCAAUGCUAAGGGUGUUCUCUGUGUUAACUAUAACAAUAAUAAUUACAAACUGUAAGUAAUAAUAACAAUGUUGGGGCCUUGUCAGUUGUUCUGGUAUCAACAGGCACUGGCAUAGCUUCCUUUUUUGAUAUUGUUUCUGAUGCCUGCUUCAGAAAAGUAGUCUCUAAGAACUUCCAGAUCAGAAUUAGAUGGGAUGCAGAUCCCAACCACGGAACGAGAAGACAGUAUAUGAAAUCACCCACCUUACACCUUUAUAGCUAACAGUAAGAUAGUCACCCAAUUUGGACUUUGCUUUUUUAUGAAAACAACAAGAAGAUUUACUCUUUCAGGGCACUUUCAGCAUUACAGCUAUAAUUAAAAGGCCAUACUGUGCAAUGGGAUGCCCCAUCUUAACUGUAACCACCACUCCAGGCCAUGGAAACUAUGAAUAGGUGUAUUGUAGCAACUCUGAACAGCUUGAAGUUCCUGCAGGGUUAAAAUAUAAUUUUGGAUGCACCAUCAUUAUGACGGUAGUUGUUCCCCAGAAAUAUUACAAAAUCAAUAAAUUGGUGGGUGGUAACCAUCCAGUUUUUAUACUCUAGGAUAUCUCAGCCUCUUUCAGUUGCUUCCUGGACCAUGAAUGGUGGAUGAGCUAGCUGGUUUCCGAGACUAUGUCCGGAAGAGCUUUUCCAACUCAAGCUGCCACAGUAUGUAUGUGUUGCGUAUGUGUGUGUUGGAUGUUGGCUGCAAUAUGCAGAACAAUUCUCCUCUGUCUUGAUUGUAUGCACUGGAACAAAGAAAUGCCUCCUCCUAAUUUAGAAAUACAUUUAACUUCAACUUUGUGUGUUUCUGUGUGUGUGCGUGCGUGCGUGUGUGUUUAAUACGUGCAUUUUCCAACAAUGUUACAUUUUGUUUGUACAAUAUGAUGUAUAUAGUGUAAAAAAUGGGAUGGGGAAAAUACUGUUAAUAGAUGCUCUCUAGUGUGUGUGUUUUUUAAGGAAAAAAAAA